This is a messenger RNA of Osmia bicornis bicornis, 8986 nucleotides long. Its product is annotated as macoilin-1-like. Lineage: Eukaryota; Metazoa; Arthropoda; Insecta; Hymenoptera; Megachilidae. The transcript is spliced from 13 exons. Gene Ontology annotation, biological process: neuronal signal transduction. The record is from RefSeq and is a predicted model, not a curated record. Gene Ontology annotation, cellular component: rough endoplasmic reticulum membrane. Bases 233 to 2410 code for a protein of 725 amino acids.
UUUGUAACGAAUGAUUUAUGUACUGAAAACUACAAAUGAACGUGUCCGUUAAAUCUGAAGGAGCAUCAAGGUAUAAAGAUUCCAGCAGACGAAUGACAACAAAAGAGACUGAUAGAAGUCGCGCGCGAGACAGUGGAUUUUUUCACGACUUCACUGAAGAAUUGCUGUUUUUUCGGUUCUGUUGCUUGCCGCAAAUAACGUUUACUUGGUCGUGGUGAAAGUGUCAAGGAAUAUGAAGAGAAGAAAUGUCGAGUGCGGUAAGCUUCGGAGGCCCUUGAAACGCAACAAGCUCACCGAGGGAAUCUACGGAAGUACUUUGCUUUAUCUAAAAUUUCUUCUGCUAUGGGCCAUGGUAAUUUUGGCAGACUUCAUUUUAGAAUUCCGUUUUGAAUUCUUGUGGCCAUUUUGGCUACUUCUGAGAAGCGUUUACGAUUCUUUUAAAUAUCAAGGCUUGGCCUUCUCUGUGUUUUUUAUUUGUAUCGCACUUACAUCAGAUAUGAUUUGCUUCUUUUUCAUACCAGUACAUUGGUUGUUUUUUGCUGCCAGCACUUAUGUUUGGGUACAAUAUGUUUGGCACACAGAUAAAGGUGUGUGCCUACCAACUGUGAUGCUAUGGUUACUAUUUCUAUAUAUAGAAGCAGCAGUUCGAUUAAGAGAUUUACGACAUAUGCCUUUUCAUUUGGAUCUCUGUCGGCCGUUUGCAGCGCAUUGCAUCGGUUAUCCUGUAGUUACAUUAGGUUUUGGUUUUAAAAGCUACAUUGGCUACAGAAUGAGACAGAGAAAACAGAAAGAUGUAGCAAAAGAAAACGAAUUCUAUCUACAAUUGUUGCAGCAAGCACUGCCUUUAGAGCAACAAACCUCUACUACGAUGCAACCGAUUCAGCAAGUUCAAUCGCAAACACAUAUUACUACAUCGUUAGAACAACACGUUAAAACACAGUCUAAUAAAUUAAAUUCGCAGUGCAAUCCAAGCCCUGAGAAAAGUAGAGGUAGAAACAAUAAUAAUUCUGUGGAAACGGGUGUACAAAAUGGUAAUUUACAUAUAGGUUCACAAAUUACACCGCAGAACCAAAAUGUUACGACAAAAAAUAAUCACAGAAAAUCGUUAGAUAAAGGUGAAAAACAAGAGGAACAACAUAAUAAGCAUAAUGUAACAAAUGUGUCUCAAUCAGAGAAAAAUGAUAAAAGGUUUAUACAUACAAAUGGAAAUACAAUUGCUCAGAGUGAUAUACAGUUCAUUGAAAGAAUCGGAUCAGUAAAUGAUUUUGAUGCGAACGAAGUAGAAAAAGACAAAUUCAUUAAGAGUGGAAGUUGCGGACACGCUACAAUGAAAUCACAGACUAAUGGUUCGGUAGCCGGAAAAUGGAACAAUAUAAAGGAGAACCGGGAACCGUCGUCCACUGUUAAUACGCAACGAGAACGUAAAACUCGACAGAUGAAAUCUACAGUCGAUAACAUAACUGAACAACAAAAACAGCAAGAUGAUUAUUGUCAAAGGUUACUGAUGUGUCGCAGGCUCGAGGCAGACAUAAAACGUUUGAAAUCGGAUCUACAAUCCAGUCGACAAUUAGAACAGGAACUUCGUUCUCAGAUAAAUACUUUACAAAAUGGGGAACGUCAAGCUAAGGGUGAUAUACAGCAGCUUCAACAUGAUAACGAUCAGUUACAAAGCAAGUUACACGGAUUGGUAACAGCUCGUCAAUUAGAUAAACAAACAAUGUCAUCGUUGGAGAAACGUAUCGCAGAAGAACGGAAACAACGUACCGCUUGCGAAGCGUCUUUAGUUUCCGAAAGACGGGCGCGAAGGGCAGCGGAAGAAGCACGUUCUGCGAUUCCACCACCUCCCCCGCCACUAAUUAGACAAGAAUGUACAGAUACGUGUAAAACUCGGAGAUCACAAAUGGAACAAGAUCUCAAGAAUCUGCGACGAGAGCUUAAAACGAAAGAGGAAAGGUGUAUCGUGCUAGAAAAAGAUGUAACUCGUUGUAAAGAAAAUCAUAAAGAAUCGGAAAUUUUACUUGGCGCACUUAACGUGCUACAAGAUAAAACUGCUCAUUUAGAAGACAGUUUAAGUGCAGAAACGCGAAUAAAACUCGAUUUAUUCUCUGCACUUGGCGAAGCUAAGCGACAAUUAGAAAUAAGAGAAAGUUUAAUUAGAUCUCAAGAGAAGGAAAUUGAAAUGCUAAAAACAAAAAUAGCCCAAGAUUUAGCUGUGAUGCCACAAGAUACAUUUGGACCUGCGCCAACCUGUGCGACAUCUAAACUUCGGUUAAGUAACGAAGUACGAGUUACAGGUACAAAAAUACGUUCAAACGAAAGUCCCUGUCCAGGGUGUACAGUGUCGAACUUGGAUCCAAAUGCGACAGCAUAUACACCUAAGAAUUCCUUAAUAGCAUCUACCGAAGCUUGAACAACUACAAUUGUGGCCACAUUAAGGCUUUACAAAAAUUCGGUAUAUAUUACAUGAACAUGUUUCAGUCUGUUUCUCAAUGGAAGUUGAAAUACCACUUUUAAUAUUACAUAUUACUUUGUUACAACACAAAUUUUCCGAUUAUAAAAUGCUUAAAACUUAUAAAGUAAUUUGGUUCUCUCAAAAUUUAAUUCUAAUACUUGUGUAUAUUUCUGUUUUCUUUUGCUGCAAAAAUAAGUUUGACAAGAAAGAUCCUUUGUAAGGUCUUCCAUGAGAGGCUUCUAGAAACAUGUUUUACAUUGUACUUGUCACGUGAAGUAAUACAACGUUAUUAACUACGUAUAACCCUGGGACGUGAUUAACAUUGAGUUUAAGAGUAUUUCAUAGUUAGUUACGUUCCAUUAAACAUGCUGUAGGUUGAUCUAACAGAUAUCUUCUUUAACGUGUUGGCGUUUUUUGUUAAAAAGUAUUAGGACAACAAACUGAAGUGAACAAUGUCGUGCAGAAUAUACUUGUUAUCAGUAAUUAAGUUUUAAAUUAAAUUUAAUACUUCUAUAUAGAUUGUAAUGUGAUAAAUGACAUUCGGUAUCACUAAAUGUGAUUUAUAAAGAAAAAAAGAAAUGUGUAAUUAACUGAAACUAUACAUAUAUUUUACUAAUUUUUUAUAGUGUUCGAUGUACAUGAAUUUUCACAACACAAUCUUUACACAUACAACAAGUGAAAUAAUGUACAUUGGAACAAUAAGUGAGUAGAAGCAUAUCUAUUAUUAAUUAGAAAGGUUAAAAAUCAAAGAUUUUAAUCUGUACGCGAUCCUCCUACAGCAUACGCCUAAAUCUAUUGACGACUUGCUAUGGAGAAAAAGAAAUCUUACUCAAGUCGUAAUCCGAAGCUAGUCCAGCAUACAAACUGUAUUUAAUGUCUUUGGCAAAUGAAGCCAAUUUAAGUCAUGUGAUCAUCCAGAACCAGCCAUUAAUAUACAUUGAAAAACCUGCCGUUCAUCAUUCGAAAUGAUUGAUGUGAAUGUCAAGACGCCAAAUUCAUUUUAAAUGUUCAUUAUUGCAUCAAUACUCUCUCUCACACAUACACACACACUCUCUCUCUUUCAUUUCUCUACGUUUUUUAUAUUUUUAAAUGUCUUUAAUGUUUUUUAGUUUCGUAGUUCAAUUGUGUAUUGGCUUUCGAACGGUAUGAAAUAAGUGUUAAUAUUUCGUAAUAGUUUUUCAAACAUGUACAGUGUUUAAUAUGAUGAUAGAUAGAAAAUUGUAGAAAUUUUAAGUUAGAUGUAUUAAUUGGUAAAAAAAGAAAAAGGAUGUAUCUAUUUUACACUCAAGAUUUUGACUCGUGAAAUGGAUAUCAAGACGUGAAAUAACUUAUUAUUAAUUUUAUGCAGUUCGGUAAUUUUUUUCUUUUAAAUUACAAAAAAGUUAAAAUUGAAAAGUUUGAUUAAUUGUUAAUGGUGUUAUUAGUAAUCGAAUUGCAUAAUAUUUUGUUAAACAUCCUAGUUAUAUCUUUCUAAAAUUUUGCCUGAAAACGUCUUCCUUUUACACAUUUAAUACAUGUUCCUUUUAUAAAAUAUGAUACUUUUCAUUGUAUCGAUCAGUGAUGAUAUAAUUUACUAAAACUAUUAUCAGAAGUACAUAGUAUAUAGUUUCUAAUAUUACUUUUAUACUAUUUUUUGUAUACUAUACUUUUUUUUCAAUUUCUAGCUUUGAAUUGAUUUUCUCUUUUUUAUAUAUAUAUAUAUAAAUUUUAAGAUGUAUUUAAUAAUUAAAUAUGUACAUAUAGUAAGAAUGAAUUUUCAAGCGAGAUUUAAUUGAUUCUUAUUUGAGUUUAGCAUUGGAAUAUUUGCUUGAAAAGUAUCAAAAUUCAUUUUUCAAUUAGUUUUGCAAUAAACUUGCAAAAAGUUAAAUAUUAAUUCUGUAUAGCUAUAUAUUAUUAUGUUGUUCCUUUAUAAAAUUCCUAGUAAAUUAAUUUUAUGCAGGAAAUAAUUGAAAAAAGGAAGAGAAAGAAAAUGGCAUUACACAUAAACGAUCUCUAAUAUAAAAUCAUUUUUACAUAUGCUUUUGAUCCGCAAGAAAGCCAGUACCUGCUUGCUUCAAUGAACAAUUAACGACUGGUUGAUAUCGUAAGAAUCAUUCUUCCAUGAUUGUAUAUAUAAGGCACUGUCAUGACAAUUUAUUCAUAGCAUAGUGGAUCAUGACCAACUAGUCAAAUGAAUUUCUAUAAGCACAAAUAUUUAUUAGAUAUCUAAUAUUCAUUUGAUAUUUCUACCCUUAUAUAAAAAAGCAAUAACAACUAUUUACUUGCGUUCAUUUAUUAAUGUCUUUAGUUUUCAAAAGUCGUUUGAUAUUCAUUACAUUGUUAAUUUACUAAUUGAUUUCAUGUUUCUUGGAUGAUCCACGUAUUAAGUGUAAUUGCAAAAUAUUUGAUGCACAAUAAAUAUUUUAAGAAUAUUUUUCAAUUUACACGAUAAUUGUAUUUGAAAAAGUUAUUUUAUUUAAAUAUCUAGAUAAAUUGCCGUUAAGAGCUACAAAUUGACUGAAUUAACAUUUGUAUAAAAAGUUGCUUUUUUCUUUUUUAUUUUAAAUAAUAGGCAAUUAUAAGUAAAAGAUAGUAAUUUUUGCUUAAAAAGUGAAAAGCAUAUCGAUACAAAAGUCGUGUAAUUUUGAAAAAAUCUAUACUUCAUUUUCUGUUCUAUGAUAUAAACAGUACUGAUAUUUUUUUAAUUAUUAUUCUUUAAUAAUUCACUGAUGUUAGCAAUUAAACUAUUGAAGAAUAAUGUGCUUACUUCGAUAUGUUAUUGUAUCUUGACAUCACUUUUACAAAAGAAACAAAAUAGUUUAUCUCAUCUAUACGCUAUUUACUGUUCCCUUGUUGAUUAUUGUUCAACCAGUGUGACAAUUAGUUUCAUCUUUAAGAUUAAUUUUCUUUUAGUUAAGAUUCAUUGAAUUUUCAUCUAUAUCAACUUGAAUCAUUAUGUGCAUAAACCCUUUUAAUGUAACAAAACAGUGUAAAUAAUUACUUAAAAUAGAUCAAAUGCAUAAAAUUACUUGUACUAAAAUUGUUUGGACACUUGCGUAGCAUAGUCAAAGCAUUGUACACGUAUUGUUAAUUUAAUUUAUUUAAAGAAAACUUGUUUUCUUUAACUCAUUUAUGAUUGUGGUGCUCUAAAAUGUCUUGCAAAUUUCUGUCUAUUAAAAUUUUCAAGAAGUGAUAGACUGGAUAGACUAAGCAAACAAAAUUUCACCCAUUAUUUAGUAUUUGAAAUGCAAAACAUAAAUGAGUUAAUUUAAAUAGGAAAAUGCCGAAAGAUUAUCCAAGACGGAAUCGUCUUAGAAUACAUACAUAUAUAUAUUUUUUUUUUUUUUUCAAUGCAUCACAUUAACAUAUGCACGUUAAGUACCUGAUCAGAGAAUGUUAUAGUAUUCGCGGCUAAUAUACUUAUCAUGGAUUUGAUUCCACUAUAAGGCUGGUUUCAUGAACAAACAGACUCUUGCUAUUUAAUUAAUUAAUAUCGUUUACAUUGAGUUAAUGUGAUAUAUUGUAGGCAUACACAAACACUUGCGCAUAUAUGUUCACUUAACUGUUCUAGCAUGUACACGUGUAUUUAAUUGCUCAUAAGAACAUCAUUUAUGUUUCACAAUAGAAUUAUUAAAUUUCAUGAAAAAGCGCUUUUCAUACUUGUAACAAACAUGUUUCACAAUAUCGAGCUUGUCGUUAACCAUUUCAGUUAUAUUAUUUCAAGCAUACUUUGACGACAAUAAUGAUUAUUGCUUAUUGUUACACUAGUGUCUGCUUCGAUUAAAGGAUUUUAAUUGGAUGUUACAACUUCCUUAUGAAUAGAAAAUUUAUUUCAAUAAGGACUAUGCUAUGAUUUUGUUUUUUUAUUUUGAAACUUAAAAUUUAGUUAAUGAUGUUAUGCAUUGUAACAUCCUUUAAGAAGAAAAAUGAAUAAAUAGGGUCACUUUUUUUUUAACACAUUAAUGCACAUAAUCAUUCUUGUUAAUAUAUUUCUGUACGUUCAUUGAUAAUAAAAAAAAUAUACAGGACAAUGUAACAAGCUGACAAUGAAACAAUGAACAAGUGUAACGAUGCAAGAUGUUUAUUAUAUUUUGAUAACCAUAUCCCAGGAAUGUAUAUGUAAUAGUGUACAUAACUUUUUUUCACAAAAUAACAAAUGAUCUAUCGGUUGUGUGUAUUCUUAUUAAGACUAAAUGUGCUUUUUUAUUAUAAAAUGGCUUGUGUUUGGAUUUAUUUUUCGGUAUGUUUUAUAUCUGUGUAUAAUUAAAUUCAGACAUGAACAUAAACAGUAUCAAAUUCGUUAAGCUUGAAACAUUUUAGAGCUAAAUUGUAAUUUAAACGAGUACUUAUAAAUGACAGCAGAAUAUGUACUUGUAUAUGCACAUAAUGUAUUAUUGUAUUUUUCUUUUUUUUGUAUUAUAUGAUUUUUGUCACAAUAAAUUGAUACGAGUUUAUUAAGAGACGCGGCAAAUAAAAAAGAAGUACUUAUAUCUGUUCUAAGUUAUCUUUUCUUUGUUUUAACGAUUGUUAAGAAAACAAACAAACUUCGAAAUUGUCUCUUGAUUUCUCAUUUGUGAAAUAAAAUAUUCUAUCUUCAUUUAUGAAAGAAAGAUGUGCGAUAUUUUUAAUAACUGUUAUUGCGGUAAAAAUUAAGUAGGUGAACUUGAAAAUACACAAAUGAAUGAAUUUUUGUUAAAAAAAAGUUGUUUAUUAAAGAGUUAUAUUUGAAUUUUGUAGUUUCUUAAACAAGAUCAAGAACUGAUAAGCUCUUAUACUUACUAUAAUCGCACAAAUGAAGUCAUGGAUGUUAUACAAUAUUAGUAUAAUACUGGAUUUGCUUCCAAAAUAGAGCUACGAAAUUUAAACGAAUAGUUUCGUUACCAAAUAGAAGCGUAUAACUCUUUGAUAAAUGAUUUUCAAACAUUGAUCUGUAACUCAAUAUUUUAUAAAAGCUGACACUGAACAAUCCACGUAUUUAAUCAAUCUUUUUCUGUUUUAUUAUGCGUUAAGGAAAUGUUGGAAGUGAAACAGUAUACGAAUCACGCUAAACUAUACUUUUUGUCUGAUAAUGUACUGACUAUGCACGCAAAUGUCCUUCUCUGCUUAAGUAUAAGUAUUAUAAAAUAAUCUCAUUUUUUUUAACAUUUGUCACGCGAUUCAUUCGUCAACUUUCCAAUUUUUUAGUUGGUGUAAAGUACUCGUCUAGUCCUUGUAAAUGUGCAUAGCUUGUUAAGAAUAACCGAAUUUUUAAUAUUUAUUUAAGCGAAACAAUGGAAGAAGAAAUUUUCAUUGAACUUACAAAAGAAAAAAAACCUUGUUCUAACAGCGAAACUUAAUUUCAUACAGACAAUGAACACAUUCUUAAUACGUAUGCUUGUAACUACAUACAUGGAUGUUCAUUAUUUCCGUAUUUGUCGUGAUCAUUACAAACCCGAUGGUAUACGAGACAUAUUACAAGAGAUUCUUCUAUGUACAUGUUGUUGUCGACUGCUCAAUCGAUACAAUUUUUCAUUUUCUUUCAAAUUAAUAAUCUUUGACGACUGUAAGCUAUUUCUCUGAUCAGGCAGGCUUGAGCUUAUUAUAGUAGAAGUUUGCCACGAUGAAAGGAUUAAAUAUGUUUUUAUAUUGGUUGUUGAACCAUUGUUCCAAACUGUUUGUUUGAUUGAGAAUAACUCUGUUUCAGUUUUCUUUUAAUUCUGUUCACAUUGUACUCCAUGAAGCCUGGAAAGAACGUCGACCCAGUAAUUUAUAAUUUUAAUUGCAGCACAGUGAAUUACGACUUUGAAUAAUCGUUCGUAUACAAAAAAAAUAAUUAACUUAAAUGUUUCAUAAUAUUUUCACACAUAAUAAAAUAUGAUAUUUUAGUAUGUAUAAAAAAAAAAACAACAAAGCUACUAUCCCAAUCUUGUUACAUUUUUUGUAAAUAAUUCUACACUUUCCUUUUACGCUGUAAAAUUUUGAACAAAAGGAAAGAAACUAGGUACUUCUUCGGUAUUAGUACUUAAUGACUCUUCAUUGUGUACUGUGUACCACCAUUUAUACGAUAGAAAUAUUUAUUAAAAUAAAUAUUGUAAAAUGACACGUGUAUAAUUUAUAUAUUACAAUUAAUAUAAUUAAAUUGUCACGUGUACAUAUAAUCGUCGUUCCUUACUUCGUCAAUUUUCUACCUCGCCCAAUUAUGUGUAUUAUCAUAUAUAUAUUUUUACUUAAUUACUAUCAAAAUAUUCUCUUCUCUACCUAUUAGAAACUUCUGUAUAUAAAAAAUUCGUGUUAUUGUAAAUGACUUUUAAAAUUGAAUACAAAAGCAGUGUAAGGGCAGUAUUUUCUAUUUAAUUGAUUUAUAAAAUGAAUGAACAUAAAUAAUUUAUGCUAUUUAUAUGAUUUUCUUAAUUCGUGACGAUGUACAAGAAGAAACUAUUUACAUGCAAAUGAUGUAUUAUGUAACUGUAAUAGUUUACCGUCACAACAUUAAUUCCAUACAAUAAUGUUCUUUGUCCCCUAUUUUUGAAUGUAUACAUUUUUGUUCACAAGCUAAAUGCACUAUUUUUAAACUUC